CGCUCACUUCCUCCCCAUCUACCUAGGCAAGCUCAAAACGCUGUAUAGAUUCCCUGCGACGUGUGCUUACUUCUCAGCAUCAUGUCCGGCGCGAGGCACUGGGAACAAGACAAGGAUUCCACGAUCUACAUCGGCAACCUAGAUGAGCGGGUCACCGACGCUCUCGUCUGGGAGUUGUUUCUGCAAGCAGGCCGCAUUGUCAAUGUGCAUCUGCCGAAGGAUCGAGUCACUCAAUCACAUCAGGGCUAUGGCUUUGUCGAAUUCAACUCCGAAGAAGAUGCCGAGUAUGCAGCAAGGGUCAUGAACCAAGUCAGGCUUUACGGCAAGCCUAUCCGCGUCAACAAAGCCAGUGCCGAUAAGCAGAAGUCUGUCGAAGUUGGCGCAGAGCUGUUCAUUGGUAAUUUGGAUCCGAUGGUCGAUGAAAGAAUGCUUUAUGACACAUUUGGACGGUUUGGCACACUAGUGGCUGCUCCAAAGAUUGCUCGCGACGAAAACAACUUAUCGAAAGGAUAUGGAUUCGUCUCUUUCGCCAACUUUGAAUCUUCAGAUGACGCCAUUGCCAACAUGAACGGCCAAUACCUCAUGAACAAGGAGGUCUCAGUUCAAUACGCCUACAAGAAGGAUGGCAAAGGUGAAAGACAUGGUGACCAAGCUGAAAGAAUGCUAGCGUCUCAAGCAAAAGCUCAUGGUGUUCAACCCACUCCUGCCACGAUUCCAAUCGGUGGACCAGUGUUUGGUGGUGUGCCACAAACCCCUGUGCCUCCCGUGGGAUUUGCACAACCAGGUGGCAGUUAUCAAGCUGUCCCGCCGCCUGCACAAGCACGGCCACCACCUCCUCUCAGCACACCACUCACAGCUCCUCCGACCGGUCUUCCAGCAAGACCACCUCCGAGUCAGGCCGGAUAUGGCGGACCACAAGGCUUCAUGCCACCAGGCUUCAAUCAAGUGCCUGCAGGAUUUCCGCAGCCGAAUGCCUUACCUGCCGGGUUUGCGCCUCCUCCAGGGUUUGGGGGUCCACAAGCUGGUACCAUACCUUCUGCGCCGCCGGGAGGGUUUUCCGGAUAUGGCAUCCGUAAAUAACAAGAUGAUAUACCUAGGAUCUUGAAGAAUUUUCGGCAGUGAGACCUCCAGGCUUGCGAUCUGCUCAUGGAAGUCACCAUGGUUGGGCUAUUCAGCGCUUUGGGAGAUUAUCUUUCAUGAUCAUGGUCUUGUAGAUAUCGACGCUUGCUCAGGACCUUUCAACAUUCCACAGCCCCUUUAGCAGACCACUGUCUUGCACCUCCUUGUUGCAUCAUCGAACUAUCUCAUUCGAGAGACUACAUUGGAGCCACGAUUUUUGCGGUCCCUGACGUUGUUUGAUAUCGCAUCGACCAGACCAUUCAACACGCCGUCCUACAUGAAGAUGCAAGCACCGCAGCUUGUGGGCCUAUGGAUAGAUAUAUUGAUACUGGUGGACGCGGCUAUCCUCAAGUGUCAAUGAAGGUCAGGGAAAGGCAAGAUGGCACGUGCCACUAAGGCGCUUGACCUGGCACUCAAGCCAACAUCAUGGCGUCUCUUCGGGCGUUUCGCAGUUAAGUUGCAACUGUGGUCUCAAAGGACUCGGUCUAUGUCCAAACUCUUUGGACGCAGAUGCUAUUAUUAGGGAUAUGAGGCGAGGUCUGUCGUGUUGAAGGUUGGAAAACACAAGUUUUGUGGUGGCGGUUGCAUAUUGAAGGAAGAUGAGGAGGAUGUCUUGGAGUCCAGCAAUUUUCAUGUACUCGGCACUGAGCAGCUGCCUUCUGGAGACUUUUCUAUGGCGGUUCCCAUGUUGGGCGCUUCAGUCAGCGUUAUCACCACUGGGCAAUCAUCAAAGGCACCGCAAGGGAAGAUGCCGUGUGACGGAGGAUGAGGCUCAGUAUGAUGAUCGACACGUGUGGGCAUUUCGGGGUUCCUACACCGCCUGUGACAAGAAGGAUCGAGUUGGCAACAGCAACAACAAAGAACAGUUGACUUGAACAGCAUAUACGCUUUCUUGUGUGAUUGUGGCAAUCCUUCGCUCCUGGUGGCUCUUACGCGAUCAACGGGGCAGUGAAUACCCGCUCCCCAUGGACCACCUUGUUGCAAGGCCAGCAACAAUCUCAUCCCACACGAGAGAAUGGCCAGCCAGGAACAUCUGGACCACUAGCCAUGAUGUGGAUCGACACGCAUGCACGGCAGUGGGCGUACAGCGAAAGACGCCGUCGAGCUAUUUCGCAACGCCUUUUGUACCGCUCCUGCGUUCAACGUGUAUCGACAAUCCCAGACCUCUACAACGACGGCGGCGGGCUUAUCAAUUAUCCAGGCAUUUCCCGUUGUCCCUUGGGGCGUUAAUACGUUGAAUCCUAUACUGCGUGCAGGAUGUGUGUCCCGGCAUCUGAGGGUCCAGUUCAGCUUGUUGAAGCGGUAUGGGGAUUGGAACUCGCUCGGCGCGGAGGAUUCUUCCCUGCCGGACGCAAGCGACGCCCCUUUGUACCUAGAGAAAGCGUGCGAGAUAGGGCGUCGUUACUGCUGCUAUUAGGAUCUUGCUCUGAAGCCGAUGACGAGGGCAACAAUGCUGCCCUCGGUGACGGGCAGGACAAUGAUGGAAGCUCAUGGAUAUGAUUCUGUCCGUCCCCAUUGUCGUUGCAAACCUGGGUUACAAGAAACGCGAAAGGGAAUCCAUAGAGUACAAUUUCUCCUGAUCCUUGAAGCAAUAGUAGGGAAUGAUGACGAUGGUCGCCUUCUCCCUCACCUGCUCCAUGAGCACAUCUUUGACGAGCUCGGCCUCCCACGGCCUCCGUUUCUGUAGAU
Molecule: messenger RNA, 2808 nt
Organism: Cladophialophora immunda
Lineage: Eukaryota; Fungi; Ascomycota; Eurotiomycetes; Chaetothyriales; Herpotrichiellaceae
Exons: 2
Coding region: 82-1080 (332 amino acids)
Biological process (GO): positive regulation of mRNA splicing, via spliceosome
Cellular component (GO): U12-type spliceosomal complex; nucleolus
Molecular function (GO): RNA binding
Source: RefSeq, a predicted model, not a curated record